Molecule: messenger RNA, 1858 nt
Organism: Drosophila takahashii
Lineage: Eukaryota; Metazoa; Arthropoda; Insecta; Diptera; Drosophilidae
Product: leucine-rich repeat-containing protein 15
Cellular component (GO): extracellular matrix
Molecular function (GO): protein binding
Source: RefSeq, a predicted model, not a curated record
CAUGUCGCUGGGAAUCUUUCAACUGGUCAGCCUAAUCCUGCUAAUGGAUCCCGCCGAGGUGAUCACAGGACCUCCGCAGGCCAAGGAUGUGCCCACCCAGAGUCUGGAUGAGUUUCGGCAGAGGUAUUUGCUGCCUUUGAUCUCCUCGGAUACCAGAAAUUGCAGUUUGAAUGCCUGUGAGUCACUGGGCAUCGUGUCACAGCUCUUGAUGCUCAUUAAUUCGAUGCCAAAUGGAACGAGCACUGAAUCCAACGAUCAAAAACCUUCCAAGCCCAAAGGUAAUGGUCAUAGCAACGGAGGUGAUGGAAGUAGUGGCGAGGUGAAUGCCAUGUCGCAUUUGGCGAACUUCGAUCUGGUGAAGCGGGUGAGGCAAAUUGAGAGUCGCCUUCGUUCGGUGGAGCAGCCCAUUUGGCACUUGGCCACUGGCAGUCAGAUCGAGUGGAAUCACUGCACCUCGGGCGUGUGUCGCUGCAAUCCGGACACCAAGAGCUUCACCUGCUGGAACACCAAUCUUAAGUCAGUGCCGGUCACCCAGGUGAUACCCAUGAAUAUGGUGAACAUAGAUCUUUCCCGCAACAUCUUGUCCACCCUGCACAAGGACACCUUUCGUGGACUGACGGUUCUGAAGGAAUUGGAUAUAUCACACAAUGUGCUGGACUUUCUGCCCUUUGAUUUAUUCCAAGAUCUGGAUAGUCUGCUGGUGCUGCGCAUUCAAAACAAUCAACUGGAAGACAUUGAUCAUCGCACCUUCUGGAAGCUUCGCAAUUUGAAUAUCUUGGAUUUGAGCAAAAACGAAAUUGGCAUGCUGCCCGAAUCGAUAUUCUACCAUGCCCAGCGACUCACCGUGAUCAAUAUGUGCGACAAUCAGAUCCAGAACUUUCCGCCCAACCUUCUGCGAGAUCAACUAAUGUUGGAGGAGCUCGACAUGUCCCGCAAUAAAAUCACCGAGCUCAGUUCGGGCAGCAUUCGAUACUUGACCAAGCUGAAGACCCUCGACUUUGGAUGGAAUCAAAUAUCCAAAAUUGAUGAUGACUUUUUUGUGGGCUUGAAAAGCCUGCGAACUCUUUCGCUGCACAACAAUCGCAUCUCAUCGCUGUCGGGAACCAUAUUUAAUAAUUUGGCCAAUUUAGUCACCCUCGAUUUGACCACGAAUCGAAUAAGUCAUAUGGAUGGCAACGCCUUUGUGGAGCUAAAUAACCUUCAUGAACUUUUUUUGGGUCAGAACUCCAUGUCCAGCAUUCCGGCUGAUCUUUUCUUGAAUGUCAGUGCCCUCACUCGGCUGACACUCUUUUCCAAUAAUCUAACCACCUUGGAAGCUGAUGAUUUUCAGGGACUGAGCAACCUAAAGAUUUUGCUGCUCAAUAAUAAUAUUCUUAAGAAUUUCGAUUCCCGAGCUUUUGAGCCUCUAGCACAAUUGGAAAAACUCCGCAUUGACUCCAACAAGCUAAUGUUCCUGCCCAAUGGAGCACUUCAUGGCCUCGAGAAGUUGGUAGCCGUCAAGCUGGACAAAAAUCCCUGGCACUGCGAUUGCCGAGCUCUUUAUUUGGCCAGGUGGAUAAGAGAGUUUGUGCUGAAACUGUGGGAUGGUCAGCAGCCCAUGUGUCGUGGACCCGGGGAUUUGGGAGGUCAUGAGGUGGGUCUGCUGCGCUAUGACGACCUCUGCGAUGGCCAGUGGGCCAGCAUGUUGUCUCUUUCGCCGCGGCUGCCUGUUCGAAAGCAUCAGAUUUCCACGCCGAUGAACUACACGGACUACUUUAAUCUCUAUCUAAAGCACAUCUAUAAUGGAACCACGGAUGAGGAGCUAAAGGAGGCCGAUAUAACCAGCGUGGCCAUCAAGAAAGUUCACAAUAAGAAAUAA